GACGGCUAUUGACAGUUGUGCGUUACUAUUGACAGUUGCGUGGCCGGGGGUUGGCGGGCGGUUCCUCGCGCGUGGGGUACGCUUUUUUUCAAUUUUAUAGAGAAUCUCGGAUGCGUCUCGCGACCCGUCUGCCCGUAAUGCCGGGGCUCGGCAAGCCCGCGCGAACAUUCGCGAACACGACGAAGUUGUGAGGUUGUGACUCGUGAGACACGGCUGACCUAACAGCACCUAACAGACGUACACGUCUGUGCUUCGAUCGCCACGAUCGGGCAUGGGCGAGAGUCUGGAGCCUUUUGGGGACGAAACGGAUUUCGCCGCCGUGGAACACGACCGGGUCAACUCACCCACGAGGCACGACGCCCGUCUGCUCGAAGGAAUGACAAUGCAGGAUAAUAUUUCGCAAGUACGAAGUGACCGUUGUGAGAGCAACAUGUUUGAAAGCAAAAGCGACUCGGCGUUAUCAAGGAGGAAUGGUAGGGAGAUAAGAUCAAAUUGUUCGACGGACAACAUAAGCCUACCCAUCACUUUCGAGGAGGAUAAGUCUGUCGCCGACGUUCCCAAUACAAAACUUCAAGCUUGCCAGUUGUCCAGUAGCGAGAGUCGCCUUUCGUACGACGAUGAAUCUCUUCGCCAUUCACAUUCCCGCUGCACGAGUGCUUCGUUACCUGCGAUAGCAUCUUUGGAUUCAUAUUUAGUUAGCAAUCAAGUUAGCGCGUUUGAAAAGAAUGUACUUACACGGAGAAAUGUAGCGACAGCUUGCACCGAUGAGGAAGAGACAUUGUUCAAUCGUUUGAACGAGAUGAAAAAUCCUUUAUCUGAUUCACAGUGUUUCAUAAAUGAAAAGACUGUUAAAGCGUGUCAGAGUGAUCGAAUGGAAGAUGAAUGCGAGAAAAAUUACCUUGAAGAACGGAUUGCAGAAGGUGACGUAUCCGAAACGAAACAAUUUUGCGGAGAAACGAUAGAUUCACGAUUACGGGUAAACGAUAACGAGACUGCGAAUGAGCGAAAUCAAACCGAGGUAGAUGUGUGCAAGAAAAAUGGACCGAGUUCAACUCCGACACUAAGUAUUAAUGCGCGAGGUUCAGUAUCCCGGCCAACGUUAGCCGAUGAUAGUAAACUCGUAAAAAUGUCUCUCUUGACGAAUCCAAUGAACAUAAUGCAGUCGAACGUUCAGCUUUUAAACAAGAGCCGUAACUUUUUGAAUUUCAUCACGGAAAAGUCGACGAACAUCAUGGAAAAGGCUUUACUACCGCAGAAUUUGGCGUUGAAGUACAAUCACAUGUCGAAAUCUAUCGAAACCGAUGCCGCGGGAUUUUGUACCGAUAGCGCAUAUCCUUCGACUAACGUAACGUCUGGAUUGGAUACAGAUUCAGCGACAAGUCGGACUAAUACGACGGAUUGUACGGUAAAAAAAAGUCACGACAAGAGCGAGGAUAACUUGGAUAGUGUGAUGAAAAACGAGAAAGAGGCAAAUCCAUUUGCAUGUACGCAAGAAAACAAAACGUACGAUGAUUCUGAAGAACAGCUGUUACAUAAUAAUCUUGAGAAUGAAAUAUCAGACGAGAAGAAGUAUCACGUACUUAAAAACAAUGAUAGAUUAGAUUGCGACGUGAUCGAUGAACGAGUAAAACGCGACGUGUCGUCGGCAGAGGCGGAUGAAAAUAAAAGUUUUCUGCAGACGGACGAGUUGUAUGAUGUUCCGUAUAAAGAAGACUCGUCUGAUUUCAGUGCAUUGGCAGAUUCAAAUAUUUUAAAAUACGGCUCUUUAGAACAUCCGUUAUAUCUUGCCUUAUUAAAGGAUUAUACUAGUUUAAAAUUCGAGUAUUCAAAACUGAAGAAAAUGGAAUAUUUAAAGAAGUUAAAUCGAUCGAAUAGCUCGCUUCGAGAAACCGAGACGAGUACGGACGCGCUUAUCUUACAAGUGGAGAAUUUGGAGAAAACUGUCAAUAAAUUAACGGCCGACUUGAGCACAUCGCUGGACACGCAAGAAGCUCUGAAGAAGGAAUGUGCCGCGGUUAAUAAGGAGAAGGAAGACAUGGUCAUGAGAUAUGUAACCAGCGAAAAACAACUGAUUGAUAUACAAAGGUAUUUGUAAAAAGAAUAAUUUAGC
This is a messenger RNA of Temnothorax curvispinosus, 2110 nucleotides long. RefSeq lists its product as uncharacterized. Bases 272 to 2095 code for a protein of 607 amino acids. Lineage: Eukaryota; Metazoa; Arthropoda; Insecta; Hymenoptera; Formicidae. The transcript is spliced from 2 exons. The record is from RefSeq and is a predicted model, not a curated record.